Coccomyxa subellipsoidea C-169 is the source of this 1619-nucleotide messenger RNA. RefSeq lists its product as hypothetical. The transcript has 6 exons. Lineage: Eukaryota; Viridiplantae; Chlorophyta; Trebouxiophyceae; Coccomyxaceae. Gene Ontology annotation, cellular component: chloroplast. The record is from RefSeq and is a predicted model, not a curated record. The coding region runs from base 109 to 906 and encodes 265 amino acids.
UGCGACAUAAGAAACACUCGUGAUCAUCCCUUCCUUUCAGAUCUCAUCUUUAGAGUACUCCUUGCUGAGGACCAUCUUUCCCUACAGGCUUCACCAUAUAACCGUCUGAUGGGUGUGUUGCCUUUAGAGCGGCAUCUGCUGGAAUUGACAUCCAGACCGACACUUACCUUUACCACAUACAGGAUUAAAGUCACCAGGUACCGAAAGUGCAGAGGCAGCUCGAGGUGUAGAGCUGUCCUUGGGGAAGCAGGCCCCCCAGACAGCCAGGGCGAUCCGAACGUUCAGGAGGGUCUCGUACAGAUGGUGCGGCUGCAGAUAGGCAAGGAGCGAGUGAAAGAAAGCGUGGAAGAGGAGAGGCAGAAGCUGCAAAAGCUUGCUGAGGAGGCCAAAGAAGAUGUCGACAGGCUGCAGCAGCUGACAACGGACAGAUCAAACCUGGCGUUUGGGAGCGCUAUUGCGGACAUCAACAAGUCGGCGGAUGAUUACGAGGAGAUCUUACGGGCCAGCCGCGCGCGGGCCGAGGCGUACACGCGCGAGCUGGCCGACUGGGAAGCACAAACCGCGAAAGCCCGUAAUGAGGGAACAUUCUUCAAAGGGCUCUUCAAGGCCGAUAUCCUGCAGCGGCCGGGGGACCAGGCCAGAAGCUCUGCUGAGCCCAGCACCUCCCAGGUAGAAGGUACAGAUUCCUCUCUGGGAGAUCAGUACACCGACAAAAAUGCUGCACUGAGGGCCAGCAGCGAUGUACUGAAAUACUCUUUCAGCUUCCUAGCAUUCAUGCUCUUCAGCACCGUGAUUGGAGAUUUGGCGGGAGGAUCACCAUCUGUGGGCAUGGACGGGCGCAAUUUGCUGCUCGGGCUGCUGCUCAGCUAUGGAGCUUGGAAAGCCAGCCAGUACAGUGUAAAGUAAUCUGCAUUCAUGUAGCCUGUGACUCAGGAGAGCACUGGCAACCAAUACGGCUUCUGAAGGCAUUAUCUAGGCACUUGCGGUAUCAUUGACACCCUGAGCCUGAACAAAAUCUUCUCAGGUCAUUUUAGACAAAGUCCCCUGUUGGGAGGCCUUGCAUGGACGUGGCAUGCAGUGUCUGCUGCAACAAAUACUUGUCACAGUCCAAGCAGAGGACCGGGGAUAAGACCGUCAGCGCGCCAGAUGUCACGAAGGAGACGGCCAAGUGCUGGAAAUUUGGCGGGCCCCUGGUUGUUUUUUGCUAUGUCACGGACCAGAAGGUGCUAGGGCAGGAUGAGCUGGCAGCAUACUUGUGUUUGACAAGGCGAAGCAGCUGUCAUUCUAUGCUGCUCUGUCACCCCUGAAGGCGGCUCUGGCACUGUGCUCACAGCAGGGCCUGACAAAAGAAAACUCGGCUGACAAUGCUUAGUGUUGCAAAGCCCGGUAUAUUGAAGUGAAGAUGCAGGCCAUCCACCUGUGUGGGAUUUGGGAUCAUUCGCAGACAUCUACAGUGGGCACCCUCUGCAGCUGAUGAAGUACAGAUUUACUCAUGACGGCAAACGAAUUACAAUUUGUCCAUGUCAUGGAUCACAAUCAGAGAAAAUGGUAUGCUGACAUCAAAGCAGUGCGAGUGCCAGGAGAUAGGAGGAUCACAAUUGCAAAGGACAUAUAAUAUC